Messenger RNA from Eucalyptus grandis, 987 nucleotides. RefSeq names its product cytochrome P450 CYP749A22. Gene Ontology annotation, molecular function: oxidoreductase activity, acting on paired donors, with incorporation or reduction of molecular oxygen; monooxygenase activity; heme binding. NCBI's taxonomy places the organism in Eukaryota, Viridiplantae, Streptophyta, Magnoliopsida, Myrtales, Myrtaceae. The transcript is spliced from 4 exons. The record is from RefSeq and is a predicted model, not a curated record. Bases 1 to 987 code for a protein of 328 amino acids.
AUGGCUGCACAAGGAAUCAGAGGUCCUCCUUACGGAUUCUUCCACGGAAGCACCAAAGAGAUGCUUCAAAUGAAGAAGGAAAUCACCAAAAGGCCCAUGAACCUUUCUCAUGAUAUUUUCCCUUAUGUCCAGCCUCACUUGUACAAAUGGACCAAAACUUACGGCAGGAAUUUCUUGAUGUGGUACGGCGCUCAGGCUUUUCUAGUCAUCUCGGAUCUGGAGAUGGUCAAAGAGGUCCUCAACAAUAGAGAUGACACUUAUUCGAAAGAGUUCGUCCAAGAUCAGGUCAAGAAGUAUAUAGGCGACGGGCUUGCGACAUUUCGAGGUGAAAAAUGGGCAAAGCAUCGUAAGCUGGCGAAUUUCGCUUUCCAUGGGGAAAACUUGAAGGGUAUGAUUCCGGCAAUGGUAGAUUCCGCUCAUACGAUGCUCAAGAGAUGGAGCGGCAGAGAAGGGAAAGAGAUCGAUGUUUAUAAAGAACUAAGAUUGUACGCGUCGGAUGUGAUAUCAAAAACAGCAUUUGGGAGCAGCUAUACUGAAGGCAAAAGUAUAUUUGAGAAUGUGAACAAGUUGAUCCUCGUAAUGGUGAAUGCUUCUUCUAGUUUUCCAAUACUCAGGAAGCUUUGGAGACCGGCGUACGAAAUCGAGGGAGAGAAAAUAGAGAAAGGGUUUCGUGAAGCCGUGCUAGAGAUUAUCAAAAAGAGGCAAGAGAAGGUGAAUUCCGGCGAGCUAGAGAGCUAUGGAAAUGACUUUCUCGGUUUGCUUUUGAGAGCUUCUCAUGAAGUUGAUGAAAAGAAGAAGAUAACCAUCGAUAAUGUUGUUUCCGAGUGCAAGACAUUUUACAUUGCAGGACACGAGACAGCUACGUCCUUCCUCGCAUGGACUGUCCUCCUCCUAUCAAUUCACACAGAUUGGCAAGAAGAAGCAAGAAAGGAGGCCUUCAACGUGUUUGGAAAUCGAGAUCCUGACCUUGAUGGAAUACAAAGCUAA